AUGUACACAGUGCUGAACCUGGGUUCUAUAGCAUUUAACUGGCAGGAUCUCUUCAUGGUGCACAACCUGCCGGGGUUUUCUGCAGACUACGUGAAUCCCAUGGAUGUGGGGCAGAAGACAGUGAACAGCCCGGAGGGGGCCACCCCAGGACUCAUGGGGGCCUCAGGAGUCACCCAGCACAGCCCCGACAAUGAUGUCCCCCUUCAAGCCUCCUCCAAACUGGCCAGGUUGUCCCAAUCUACUUCCAAUGACAACAAAGGGUUUGAGGAGUCCAAGGCCAGCGCUCUGGAGAGGUCUAGAACUGGGGGGUCCUGUAAGAUCAUCACCCCCAGUCAUGGGAACUUUGUCAUAAGAAAGGACUCUGCAGAUGGAUUUCCAUUGAAGGCUUCAAACAUGACUGACAGCAACGGGCAGAGCAACUCGGUGCCAUGCAGGAUCGUGCCCCUCCAGAGCACAGAGGGGGGCGCCAACCAGAACUAUGGGAGAACCAGUCUGGAGCAGAACAACGCCAAGGGGGGCUGGGUGCCCAUGAACCAGAGCACCGUCAUCCUGGGCACAGAUGGCAGCACCUCUGUCCUGUCCGGCAACCUCAGCGGGGAGGAUGAUGGGGAUGAGAAUAAAGUGCGAGGAAACUGGUCCAAUAAACUGGAUUUCAUCCUGUCUAUGGUGGGCUACGCGGUGGGCCUGGGCAAUGUCUGGAGAUUUCCCUACCUGGCAUUUAAAAAUGGCGGAGGGGCUUUUCUCAUUCCCUACUUGACAAUGUUGGCUUUAGCUGGGAUCCCCAUUUUCCUCAUGGAGGUGUCACUUGGACAGUUUGCCAGUCAGGGCCCCAUCUCUGUGUGGAAAGCCAUUCCUGCAUUGCAAGGCUGCGGGAUUGCCAUGUUGAUUAUUUCCGUUCUGAUCGCCAUAUACUACAACAUCAUCAUGUGCUACACCCUCUUCUAUCUCUUCGCCUCACUCGUCUAUGUCUUACCCUGGGCGUCUUGUGAUAAUCCAUGGAAUACACCAGACUGUAAAGAUAAAAACAGACUUUUACUGGAUUCCUGCCUCAUUGGGGACCAGCCAAAAAUUCUAAUCAAGAACAGCACGUUCUGCAUGUCCGCCUAUCCAAACUUGACCAUGGUGAACUUUACCAGCCACGGCAACAAGACCUUUGUCAGCGGGAGUGAAGAAUACUUCAAGUACAAUAUGCUGAAGAUUUCGGCCGGCAUCGAGUACCCCGGUGAAAUCCGCUGGCCGCUCGUCUUUUCCCUCUUCCUGGCCUGGGUCAUCGUCUAUGCAUCACUUGCCAAAGGAAUCAAGACAUCGGGAAAGGUUGUGUAUUUUACAGCCACUUUUCCUUAUGUGGUACUUAUCAUCCUCCUCAUCCGAGGGGUGACCCUACCUGGGGCAGGAGCCGGCAUCUGGUACUUCAUCACCCCAAACUGGGAGAAGCUGAAAGAUGCUAUGGUUUGGAAGGACGCAGCUACACAGAUUUUCUUCUCUCUGUCGGCAGCCUGGGGAGGUCUGAUCACCUUGUCAUCUUACAACAAAUUCCACAAUAACCUGUAUCGGGACACACUGAUUGUGACUUGCACCAACAGCGCCACAAGCAUUUUUGCCGGUUUCGUCAUAUUUUCUGUUAUCGGCUUUAUGGCGAACGAGCUGAAAGUAGAUAUUGACAAAGUUGCUGAUCAAGGUCCUGGCAUUGCUUUUGUCGUGUACCCGGAGGCUCUGACCAGGCUGCCGCUGUCCCCAUUUUGGGCGAUAAUAUUCUUCCUUAUGCUUUUAACAUUAGGACUGGACACAAUGUUUGCUACAAUUGAAACAAUUGUAACUUCGGUUACUGAUGAGUUCCCCAAGUAUCUGCGGACCCACAAGGCCAUCUUCACCUUGAUCUGCUGUAUUAGUUUCUUCAUCAUGGGAUUUCCGAUGAUCACUCAGGGGGGGAUCUACAUGCUGCAGCUCGUGGACAAUUAUGCCGCUUCAUAUUCGCUUGUAAUAAUUGCGAUAUUUGAGCUGGUGGGAAUUUCCUAUGUGUACGGCCUGCAGAGAUUCUGUGAAGACAUAGAGAUGAUGAUUGGAUUUCAGCCGAAUCGCUUCUGGAAGAUUUGCUGGGCUUUCGUCACGCCGACUAUUUUAACAUUCAUCCUAUGCUUCAGCUUCUACCAGUUGGAACCAAUGACUUAUGGAACCUACCACUACCCACCGUGGUCCAUGGUCCUCGGGUGGCUGAUGCUGGCCUGCUCCGUCAUCUGGAUUCCAAUCAUGUUUGUCAUCAAAAUGUAUCUGGCACCCGGCAGCUUUAUUGAGAGGCUGAAGCUGGUUUGCUCUCCACAGCCAGACUGGGGUCCGUUCCUUUCUAAACACCGUGGAGAACGUUACAAGAACAUGAUAGACCCAUUGGGUACCUCCUCACUUGGCCUGAAACUUCCUCCUAAGGAUAUGGAGCUAGGAACACAAUGCUAGUAUAUAUGGUGUCUGUACCUCUGUCGUACAGGCUCCCCACAUUCCUCAUAAUGUUCGUCUCAUUCUGCUUCCUUAUCCGACAGUGCAGGUGGCCUCUUAGAUAAACAGUAGAUCCAUUGUUGCAUGCUGUAGCCAACACCUAAAUCGACCGCCUUGCACAUUUCUUGCUUCUCUAUAGUGUCCACAAC
Bufo gargarizans (Asiatic toad) is the source of this 2636-nucleotide messenger RNA. It is a transcript of the gene SLC6A5, whose product is annotated as solute carrier family 6 member 5. Bases 1 to 2448 code for a protein of 815 amino acids. Lineage: Eukaryota; Metazoa; Chordata; Amphibia; Anura; Bufonidae. Gene Ontology annotation, cellular component: membrane. The transcript has 17 exons. The record is from RefSeq and is a predicted model, not a curated record. Gene Ontology annotation, molecular function: glycine:sodium symporter activity. Gene Ontology annotation, biological process: glycine import across plasma membrane; synaptic transmission, glycinergic; sodium ion transmembrane transport.